UAUAGAGGCAUCGCUCUCUACCAAUACGGAAUAUAAUGAAAUACCAAUAAAGAAAAAUGACAUAAAUGCUUUCGUAAUAAGUUCCAUAUUCUCCUGCGCAACAGAAUAGGAGAAAUGCAGUCCCUAGUCGGAAAACAUUGCUUCAUCACGGGCGGCAGCCGGGGUAUCGGGUUAGCCAUCGCCAGGCUCUUCGCCGCCCAGGGAGCAGAUUGCACACUUAUCGGACGUGAUGAACACACUCUCCUAAGUGCUGUUAAUUCUCUACAUCGACAGGAACGUUCCCCACAGCAGCAUUACACGGCCGCCUUCGACGUUUCGACGAAGAAUGGCUGGGAAAAGCUAAUAUCUGACUCCAAAUUACAAACCUGUGAUGUUCUCGUCAACGCGGCCGGCGUUUCGCAGAACUCUUUCUUAUUCAACACCAGCACAUCAGACGUGAAUCAGAUCAUUGCCACUAACCUCACGGGCACCAUAUGGAGUUGUAAAUACUUCAUACCCAAGAUGAUGAAGCAGAGAAAAGGUUGCAUUAUUAACGUAGCUAGCCUGCUAGCUACGCACGGGGGACGGGGGGCAAGCGUCUAUGCCGCGUCAAAAGCCGGCGUCGUUGGUCUAACGCGAUCUCUGGCCUGGGAAGUCGGCCGGUUUGGCAUUCGUGCCAAUGUCCUCGUACCUGGAUAUAUCCAGACCGAUAUGACGAAAGACAUGGAUCAGAAAAGUGAGCUAUCUGCUCUCAUCCCUCUUGGACGUCUCGGCUUGGUCGAAGAGGUGGCAAAUGCUGCAUUAUUCCUAGCCCAAAAUUCCUACGCACACAACUGCGUCCUCAAUAUCGACGGAGGCUUAAGUGCAACGUAAAUCUCGUCGAGUUCUCAUUUACCAAAGGCAAUGAAUACUCAAUCAAUAAUUUCUAUCGCACCGGUACCAGCGUCAUCAUCAAUAAUGACCACAUCAUCGUCAUUCUUCGCCUUCUUGGCUGCUGGAGAUGCUCCAUCUUCCGUGAUUAAACGCUUCUUAGGGAUACUGGGCUCUCCAUCGGCAGCACGCUUGCUAUUGGUCUGGUU
Daldinia vernicosa is the source of this 1058-nucleotide messenger RNA. RefSeq names its product NAD(P)-binding protein. The record is from RefSeq and is a predicted model, not a curated record. Gene Ontology annotation, molecular function: oxidoreductase activity, acting on the CH-OH group of donors, NAD or NADP as acceptor. The transcript is spliced from 5 exons. NCBI's taxonomy places the organism in Eukaryota, Fungi, Ascomycota, Sordariomycetes, Xylariales, Hypoxylaceae. The coding region runs from base 115 to 852 and encodes 245 amino acids.